Aspergillus vadensis CBS 113365 is the source of this 1032-nucleotide messenger RNA. RefSeq names its product Kelch repeat-containing protein. The transcript is spliced from 2 exons. The record is from RefSeq and is a predicted model, not a curated record. Lineage: Eukaryota; Fungi; Ascomycota; Eurotiomycetes; Eurotiales; Aspergillaceae. Gene Ontology annotation, molecular function: protein binding. Bases 1 to 1032 code for a protein of 343 amino acids.
AUGACUGCCUUUGGCCUGCUUGGUAGUGCAAAUGCAGCCACUUUUUGCAGCUCAGGUCGCUGGGUCAACCUCGCCUCCAUUACCACUCCCCGUCAAGAGCAUGGGACCGUCGCCAUCGGUAACUCAACUAUUGCGAUCGUCGGUGGCAUCGCCCCCCAAGGCAAUAGUACCACCGCAGUCACAACCGACCUAGUCCAGCUCUACGACAUCGCUUCCAAUACCUGGCGCACUGUAUCCCCGGCCCCCUUCAGAGUCAACCACCCCAACCUUGCCUCCGUGGCCCCCAAAAAACUCUACCACCUGGGCGGCCAGGAUCUAGACAUCAACUGGAUUGCCUCCAAGGACUGCUACGUUUAUGACGUUGCAACGGAUACUUGGACCCAGAUUGCCUCUAUGCCCAACGGCACAGAAAGGGGCAGUUCCGUCAUCGGUGUUCAUAACGAGAUGAUAUAUCUCGCCGGAGGAAUGACUGUCCUCCAAACUGGAUACCAAGACGCCGUCAACUCCGUUAUCUCAUUCAACACUGCCUCUGGUCUCUGGCAGAGACUUGAGUCCGCUGCGGCUGAAUUGCCAGAAAGCCGCCAGCAUGCUACUGGAGCGGUCAUUGGAGACACUUUCUAUGUUAUCGGUGGACGCCGAUACGGCCAGAUGUAUCAUCGAGACACGGUUUUCGAGCUUGAUCUGCAGAAUAUUGAAGCGGGGUGGAGGACGAGUACUGGCCACAUGCCUACCUCCCGCGGAGGCAUCUUUGGGGGUGCUGUUGAUGGGAAGUUCUAUGUUUUCGGUGGUGAAGGAAAUCGAUAUUCCAUCACCGGUGUUUACAAUCAAACGGAGAUAUUUGAUAUUGCUGCGGAGCGAUGGGUUGAGUUGUUGCCCAUGGCUGUUCCUCGUCAUGGUACUCAAGCCGCAGUGGCUGGAGGAUGUAUCUAUAUCCCUGGUGGCGGCCUCCAGCAGGAUGGCAAGGAGGUCAUAGUGGGUGGAAAGACAACUUACCAUAAUACUACCUCUCACUUUGAUGCUUACUGUCCUUGA